UACACGUGAAUACACUGAUUGAUGCUCCAAAAUGAUUGAUCUGUUAACCUCUUUUGGUUUAAUGUGAUGUUUUCAAGACCCUUUAGUCGUUUCUUUGUCUUUCUUGUGAAUUUCAUUUGGAAAGUGGAGUUCUUGAAAUGAAACCAGCUCGACAAGGGGUUCUCUGUUUGAUUUUGGUCUUAAAUUUUAUUGGGUUUGCAAGUUUUUACGUGCUUGAUUAAAUACUGCAAUUUGCACAGUAUAUUCACAUUUUCCAUUUGAUGCCAGCAAUCUUACUGGCAAACUAUAUUGUUCAACAUUAUGAACCCCCAGAGUACAAUAAAUCCUAGGAAAGCCCUGGAAGGUGUGCAUGGGAUCCAUGUUGUGCCUCACUCGCCAUUUGCUUUGGAAGAUAUUACUCAACAAGGGGACUUCUCUCAAUCAAGCUGUGGAAGUCUAGUUAAUACAGAAAAUCAGCAGCUAUUACUGCAGAGAGUGUGGCAACAAAGACCAGGAUGUUUGAGGCCCAUCGAGUGCGGUAUUAAUGCUGAUUGGAAUCUUACAGAAAGAGUGGCAAAUGUGCUUACGUCACUUCCUUUUAUUGCUCUAGGAUUCCAGGCUCCAAGGAAGAACUUGAGUACUAAGUUGUAUGCUAGCUCAUUAGUUGGUGUUGGAGUUGCCUCGAGUUUGUAUCAUUCUUCAAGAGGAAAAAUAAGGAAGUACUUGAGAUGGUUUGAUUAUACAAUGAUAGCCACAGCAACAUUAUGUUUGUCAAGAGCCCUUAGAAAUGAGAACCCUAAGUUGCUGAUGGCAGCAUCUGCAGCAUUAUUGCCUAUCCAGCCUUUACUGGUGUCUGCUGUUCACACAGGGAUGAUGGAGGUGGCAUUUGCAAAAAGAGCACUAAAAGAUCCAGAGCUAAGGAAUGCACAUAAUCUGCAUAAGAUGUCAUCCUUGUUAGGAGGAGUUCUUUUCAUUGCAGAUGAUCUGUUUCCUAGUACUCCUUUCAUUCAUGCUGGUUGGCAUCUUGCCGCGGCUGUUGGUGUUGGCACCUGUAACAGGCUUCUUGAGUAGCACGCCUGUAUCUCAGGUCAUUUUCGUACAGUUCAAUUUAUCCACAGAGCUGCAGCUUCAACUCACAAACCAAAAUGGCUAUAUAUUCAUGCUCCAUGCAGCCAUAGUCUGGUACAAAAGGAAGGAUUUCCUGUUUGGGUUUAGCUUGUUGCAGUUCAAUGAUUCCAACCCACAUUGGGUUGCCUAAUCGAUUCUGUAUUCUUCCCUGCAUUAGUGAAAAAGGAAAAAAAAAACAGCAUUACCUUCAGUAGAACCGUUAUACAUCCAAUCUGAAGGAUGUAAUAUUUUCUGUAGAACAGUUUUAGUCUGUAAAACAAUUAGAAAGAAACGAAUUUAUUUUCUUCCUUGCUUUUGGUGAA
Molecule: messenger RNA, 1409 nt
Organism: Hevea brasiliensis (rubber tree)
Lineage: Eukaryota; Viridiplantae; Streptophyta; Magnoliopsida; Malpighiales; Euphorbiaceae
Exons: 7
Coding region: 301-1050 (249 amino acids)
Source: RefSeq, a predicted model, not a curated record